Alternaria rosae is the source of this 1364-nucleotide messenger RNA. Its product is annotated as Eisosome component PIL1-domain-containing protein. Gene Ontology annotation, molecular function: lipid binding. Bases 121 to 1137 code for a protein of 338 amino acids. The transcript is spliced from 5 exons. Gene Ontology annotation, biological process: eisosome assembly; endocytosis; negative regulation of protein kinase activity. Gene Ontology annotation, cellular component: eisosome filament; plasma membrane. NCBI's taxonomy places the organism in Eukaryota, Fungi, Ascomycota, Dothideomycetes, Pleosporales, Pleosporaceae. The record is from RefSeq and is a predicted model, not a curated record.
UCCCAAAACUCAAACAGUAACGAUUCUCUGCCCAGCACGUUGAUCCUAGAAACAUCGCGACCGGGUUUGUUAUACUCUCAUACAGGUCUACAGAAACAGGAAAACAACUGAAGCCUCACCAUGAAUCGAUCACUCUCAGUGCGCUCGAAGAAGAGCAGCAGCGGCAGUGGGGAGAAGUCCGCGCCCAAGCACCGCUUUACUAUGGCUUCGCUCCGAGGUACUCAGCAGCCAGAACUUUCAAAGAGGCUGUUCAAGAUCAUCAAAUCGGAGAACCAUGCGAUUGGUGCCUACGAAGCUGCGGCACGCGAACGGGUCGGCAUUGCUCAGCAGCUCUCUGAAUGGGGCGAGGCUACAGAAGACGAGACAAUUUCGGAGGUCUCAGACAAGCUCGGAGUGCUGCUCGCAGAGAUCGCAGAGCAAGAAGAUAUCUAUGCGCAACAAUUGGAGGAAUAUCGAGGUGUUUUGAAGCAGAUUCGCAACACAGAGAGCUCGGUGCAGCCAAGUCGCGAUCACAAAACUAAGGUUUCGGAUGAGAUUGCGAAGCUGAAAUACAAGGAACCUCAGAGUACUAAGAUUCCCCAGCUCGAACAAGAGCUUGUCCGCGCAGAGGCUCAGAGCUUGGUCGCCGAAGCACAACUCACCAACAUUACUCGUCAGAAGUUCAAGGAGGCAUACGACCACCACUUCGCAGCCACCAUCGAACGUGCUGAGAAGCAGAUCAUCCUAGCCAAGCACGCUCGCCGUCUCUUGAACCUUGUCGAUGAUACGCCCAUUGUACCUGGCGAUGUACACCCUCCGUUCGCAGAGGCAGAAACAGCGCGUCAGGUCCUCAAUGACGCUGAAGAUGAUCUUCGCCAGUACCGAUUAGAGGUCGAGCCUAUCCAUUCAAGUGCAGGCAACCUCGGAGUGGGCGCAAUGCCAGGCGCAGCAGCACCGGGAGUCGGACUAGGGGGGACAACUGGCACGCCGGGUCCCGAAUCUACUACGUACGGGAGUACAGUACGAAGUGAGAGUCCUGUGGGCGAGCAGUAUGACAAGGCGGGUUCCGCUCCUUACCCCUUGGAAGAGGCCGAUAGAGUAGAGAGGCUAGAAAGGCAGCAGGAGGCUCCCAGACAGGAGGUUUCCAACGUGGCCUAAAGGGCAAAGGCUGUGACUUCUGGACAGCUUUCUGGGGACACUUCCUUUUGUCUACGUGUACUAAUGAUUUGAUACAUAUCCUGAUUAUGUCUUUUCUUCUGUAGCAAGAGGUAAUUUCGUAAUGAUACGUUUGCGCGAAUGGUUUUAGUGGUGCCUAAAGUGAUGCGACAAAUUUUCUGGGCGAAUGGAGCAUACCAUUCAGAUGGGUGCCUGGAGGUGAUGAUGAA